AUAUACAAAAAAAAAAAUAAAAAUUAAACGAACCCUCAUUGGGCUUCUUUCUUAGUGCGAGCCCAAAACUGUGUAUAUAAAAUGCAUCACUCUCCCGAAACCCUAAUUCCUCUUUUCACAACCCUAUUACGUCGGAGCAGAUCCAACACAUUGAAGAGGUGAUGGCUCCAAAGCAGCCGAAUACAGGGAUAUCUGUUGGUCUAAACAAAGGCCAUGUUGUGACCAAGAAGGAAUUAGCUCCACGCCCUUCUGACAGAAAAGGGAAAACAAGCAAAAGAAUACACUUUGUGAGGAGUCUUAUCAGAGAAGUUGCUGGAUUUGCUCCAUAUGAGAAGAGGAUCACUGAGCUUCUCAAAGUUGGAAAGGACAAGCGUGCCUUGAAGGUAGCCAAGAGGAAGUUGGGUACUCACAAGAGGGCAAAGAGGAAGAGAGAAGAGAUGUCUAGUGUUCUCCGCAAGAUGAGGGCUACUGGAGGUGGUGAAAAGAAGAAGUGAGGCCUGUAUCCAUCACUACUGAUGUUUGAAGGACCCAGUUAGUUAAUUCACCAGCUUUUACGUGUGCAAUGUAUUUUUGUUUUCAAGAAAGAGGACUUGUGAUCGAAAAGUUCCCUGUUUAUGUUCGAUGAAUAUUUUGGAAUUAGUGAUUCUUUAGACAUUUUUGCAAAUUGCGUGCUUUUCUGG
Molecule: messenger RNA, 680 nt
Organism: Solanum lycopersicum (tomato)
Lineage: Eukaryota; Viridiplantae; Streptophyta; Magnoliopsida; Solanales; Solanaceae
Product: large ribosomal subunit protein eL36y
Biological process (GO): cytoplasmic translation
Cellular component (GO): cytosolic large ribosomal subunit; ribosome
Molecular function (GO): structural constituent of ribosome
Source: RefSeq, a predicted model, not a curated record